Rhincodon typus (whale shark) is the source of this 1410-nucleotide messenger RNA. RefSeq names its product leiomodin-1. The transcript is spliced from 2 exons. The annotation marks the transcript as partial. Gene Ontology annotation, molecular function: tropomyosin binding. NCBI's taxonomy places the organism in Eukaryota, Metazoa, Chordata, Chondrichthyes, Orectolobiformes, Rhincodontidae. The record is from RefSeq and is a predicted model, not a curated record. Gene Ontology annotation, biological process: myofibril assembly; muscle contraction; pointed-end actin filament capping. Gene Ontology annotation, cellular component: myofibril; striated muscle thin filament.
AUGAUGGAGGAUGGACAAACCCCAGAUGAAUUAUGUAAUCAAUCCACAUCUAAAGAAAUUGAAAAUAAAGCCAUUAAAGAGAUAGACAAUGAAAAUAUGAGAAAAAGUGAGGGGGCAGCUAAAACAAAUGGAAAACAUGAAAGAAAAGAAAAAGAUGAGGAUAGUGCAAAGAUAAAAGACAUCAAGGAUAAAGGAAAAGAGGAAAGACUGAAGAGUGAAGAGGUAAGAGGAAAAAAUAAAGAGGAGAAAGAGAAGAGCAGAGACCUAAAAGGAAAAAGUAAAGAAGAAAAACUGACUAAACCCAAAGAAGAAGCAUCAAAGGAAAUUGUCAAAGAGGAAAAAUAUUCUAAGACAAGGAGUGAGUCAAAAGACUUUAAGAAUGAUGAAAACUGCUCCGGCUCUUCUGUGACAAACUCUAGCAAAUGCUGUUCAACACAAUGUAAUGAUUCAUUCAGUGCACAAAACCUUGAGGAGAAAAAACAACCAAAAGCUUCAGAAACACAAACAACAACUUCGACCAUUUAUGAUGAAACAAUAGAAAAAGUAAGGGGCAAUGAUUCUGAAAUAAUUGAAGUGAAUUUAAAUAAUGCAGAGAGAAUGAACAAUGAUAUUUUAAUACGUUUUGCUGAUGCAUUGAAAGAAAACACUGUUGUGAAGACCUUUAGCUUUGCCAAUACUCAUGCAGACGACCAUGUUGCUUUUGCUGUUGCUGGUAUGUUAAGGACAAACAAGAGCAUAACAAACCUCAACUUGGAAUCCAACUACAUCUCUGGCAAAGGUGUAAUUGCUAUCAUGAGAGCUUUGCAGCAGAAUAACGUACUGACAGAGUUCAGAUUCCACAAUCAGCGUCACAUAUUUGGAGGGCAAGUCGAGAUGGAUAUUGCCAAACUUUUAAAAGAAAAUAUCACCCUUCUUAAGCUGGGCUACCAUUUUGAGUUGGCAGGGCCACGUAUGACUGUGACAAACUUACUAAGUAGGAACAUGGAUAAACAAAGGCAAAAGCGUUUACAGGAGCAAAGACAGGGGCAAACAGGGGACAAAAAGCAAGCACUUGAAGUCCCAAAGACAUCUGGCAUGCAAAAAUCACCUAAAUCAUCUCCACAAUCUUCUCCCAGAAGUUCACCUUGGUCAUCCCCUAAACCAACUCCAAAGAAGACUGCUACUCAUGCACCACCACCUGCUCCUCCUCCUCCUCCAGUCCUGCCAGAAAAAGCCAACUUUAUGACUCAGAAUCAUAAAUUACAAAGCAAGAGGACUGGAGAGGAACAUGAAGAGACCAAGAAGUUAAGAAAUUCCUUGACACCUGUAUCUGAAAGAAAGUUGGAAGACAGGCCACCCGCUCAAGAACAGAAUUCAAGAGAUCAGCUUCUGGCUGCCAUUCGAAGGAGCAAUAAGAAAAAUUUAAGGAAG